AUGCCCACAAAACUCAACCUCUGCAUCGGCUUCUCUGCCCCGGAACGCAAUCUUUACCAGAACUGGGUCUUGAUUCUCUCCACGGGCACCCCUUCCACCACCAGCAACAACAGCAUCCUCUCAACCCCACUCGAAAGCACAUACUACUACACCCUCAACAGCCAGGACACACACGGUAACCGCCUCGCCCCCAACAGCGCGUUCCAAUUCCGGCGCUUCGUCACAACAGCAACCUCCUUCCCCGCAUGGCCAAUCAACAAGAUGGAAAAAGUCUGCAGCAUCGACGCACACCACAAGAAAUACGUCGACAAAGCGGCAAGCGAGGGUCCGACGCAGAACUCGCAGCUAUAUAUCGCGCUGAUUCUGGAGCGGCUGGGGAAUUAUGGCGUUAUCCCGGGGCAUGUUGCGGAUCGGUGGGGGGAGAGGGUUGAUCAGAGGCUUUUGGCGCUCGCGGAGAUGGCAUCGCUUCGCGGGGAUGGGACGCUGGGGUUGACGGAUGAGGAGAGAGAGAGGAGGUGGAAGGAGUAUAAUGAUAAUCGCGGGGUGGUGUGUCGGUGGACGUUUGCGUAUUUGGUUAAGAGGUGGUGGUGGGUUGCUUGA
Molecule: messenger RNA, 600 nt
Organism: Aspergillus calidoustus
Lineage: Eukaryota; Fungi; Ascomycota; Eurotiomycetes; Eurotiales; Aspergillaceae
Source: the annotation of a GenBank genome assembly